GGGGUUGACCCUGGAAACAAUUUCUUUCUUUCUUUGUUCUUCCUUUAAAAAAAAAAAAAGAAAAAAAAAAAAGGAAAAAUUGUCAUCUUCAACGCAGCAUAUGUCUGGGGUUGACUCUGGAAACAAUUUCUUUCUUUCUUUCUUUCUUUUUUUAACACGCAGCAAACAAUUUAGCAGCUUCUUAGUUGUGUUGGUUCCAUGAACAGGAGGAAGUGGCCUGGUCACUUGCUCCACCUCAAUCCUGCACUGGAAUCCCGCCCCAUCUUCCUCCAUAGGAAUACAAGAAAAAAACAGGAAAGAGAUGGUGAGAGAAUUUGGGAUUUUGCCAAGAAGUUAGAGGCAACAACAAGUGGAAGCGAGGAGGAACUAAUUCGAAGGAUCAAUGAACUAGAAGCCAGAGAUAAAGCAACAGAGGCUACAACUGGAGGAGAAAGGGUAAGUCUCCCCAAUUCAAAAUGAUUUUGCUUUCAUGGAAUAUAAGAGGGUUGGGUGGUGGGGGUAAGCGAAGAGAAAUAAGGGAACUCAUAGUUAAAGAAAAAGUUGAAUUUGUUGCUUUGCAAGAGACAAAAUUAGAGUUGAUUGACAGAAAUACUUGUAGAUCUCUAUGGGGGUUUGAUAAUUUUGAUUGGGUUGCUAAGGCUUCAAUCGGUAGAUCAAGAGGGCUUCUAUGUAUAUGGAACUCUGAUAUUUUUUGCAAAAAAACAGUUCUUGAGGGGACCAAUUUUCUGGGCGUUUAUGGUUUUUGGGGUAAAAAUGCAAUUCCAGUUUUCAUCAUCAAUAUCUACUCCCCUUGUGAGUUAGUGAGUAAAAGAUUAUUGUGGGAGGAGUUAAGUAAUCUUGUCUCACCUUCUGCUAGUGGGAAUUGGUGUAUACUUGGUGAUUUUAACGCAAUUAAAAGCCAACAUGAAAGGAAGGGUUGCAAAUCCUUAUCCAGUGAGAUGAGAGAAUUCUGUGAUUUCAUCAAUGAAUUGAAUUUAAUUGA
Molecule: messenger RNA, 982 nt
Organism: Rubroshorea leprosula
Lineage: Eukaryota; Viridiplantae; Streptophyta; Magnoliopsida; Malvales; Dipterocarpaceae
Source: the annotation of a GenBank genome assembly